Messenger RNA from Fundulus heteroclitus (mummichog), 2239 nucleotides. It is a transcript of the gene fgf4, whose product is annotated as fibroblast growth factor 4. Gene Ontology annotation, cellular component: cytoplasm. Bases 150 to 716 code for a protein of 188 amino acids. The transcript is spliced from 3 exons. NCBI's taxonomy places the organism in Eukaryota, Metazoa, Chordata, Actinopteri, Cyprinodontiformes, Fundulidae. The record is from RefSeq and is a predicted model, not a curated record. Gene Ontology annotation, biological process: animal organ morphogenesis; fibroblast growth factor receptor signaling pathway; positive regulation of cell population proliferation. Gene Ontology annotation, molecular function: fibroblast growth factor receptor binding; growth factor activity.
CCCGGCGCUGAAGUCAGUGCGCCUGUCGGUCUGGGAAUGAGCGCAACUUUUACACGCUUCUCUUUGUCGCGCCGCUGCUUUGCCUGUGUUUUACUGUCCCCUCACUUGAAGAGUGCACUCCGGAGGCUGCUUUCCAAAUCAAACCUGACAUGGGUUGCUUGUCGGCCCUAAGGACAGUUCUAGUCUUGGGCCUGGUUACGGCCCUUGCGGGAUGCGCCCCCGGUUUAAACCGGACAGCAGAGCGCUUGGAGGCCCUCUACUCCCGCUCUCUGGCACGGAUCCCAGGGGAGAAACGGGAGGAGAACAGUCGGGACGGAGACUAUCUCUUAGGCAUUAAACGCUUGCGGCGUCUCUACUGCAACGUAGGGAUUGGUUUUCAUAUACAAGUGUUGCCCGACGGAAAAAUAACAGGAGUACACAGCGAGAAUCGUUACAGUCUCUUGCAGAUCUCUCCUGUGGAGAGAGGGGUGGUUACUCUGCUGGGUGUUCGCAGUGGGUUCUUUGUGGCCAUGAAUAGAUAUGGAAAAAUUUAUGGAUCUUUACGCUACAGCAACGAGUGCAAGUUCAGAGAAGAGCUCCUCGCCAACAACUACAAUGCCUAUGAAUCGGUUGCCUACCCAAGGAUGUUCAUCGGCCUGAGUAAGAAUGGCAAAACAAAAAGAGGAAACAGAGUGUCACCAGCUAUGACAGUGACACAUUUCUUGCCAAGAAUCUAGCGACCUGAUAAAUGUGCUUCAAGACAAUGUGGAAAAACGUUAGGGGAGGGGUUCUCCAAGCUAUGAUGCACUUUCACUCCAAGCUCUUUGUAAGUGUAUCAUGUUUGAUAUGUUAUAAUGUACAUUUUAAUUUUUUUUAUUUAUGUUUAAAAUCUGUUUUGUAUUUUUAUAGAAGUGGGUGUUUUUUCACUGACUGACAAUAUACUAAACAUUGUAUUUAUGUUUUCAUUUCUUAUUUAUCAGAGAUUUGCUGCUACUGAAUGAAACCCUGCCUUUUGAUGCUUUCUUUGCACAGAUGGACAAAUUAGUAACUCAAAGGGCAUAAAUGUAUGAUUUCAGAAAUGGGAUUGGUUUGCAACAAAACUUCUCAGAGUUUUAGAAUACAAAAUAUUAAUGACAUGUAAGUGUCCUUUGUGUGAGAAUGUGGCACUUAUUGCCCAGCUCCUUAAACCUUAUGCUUCUUCUUAAUGAUCAGCGGUGGAUCUGAAGAUGUUUUGGAACCAACUUAUCUUACUCAAAUGUAGACAGAUUCAAGCUAUAGCAUCAGAUACAGCAUUUUCUUGUAUUCACUUUACAUUCUUUGCUUUCCUAUAGCCUCAUUAGCACCGCCCCAGAAAGAUUACUACAUGCUGGUGAUGCAUAUCAACUGUGAUUUGUCUUAUUGGUUUCCUCUGAUAUAAGGCCUAUGUAUAACUGAAAUUCAAAUGUUACUGACUAUACCUGAGUUAGGUAUGCUCAUGAUGCUAACAAAAAUAAUCAACAUUCUGUUUGUACCUCUUUUUCUCACCAUAAAAAAACAUAAAAAUUGCCCAUACUGGCAUCUCUUAGUUUUAAUAUAUUGAAUUCCCCCACACAACUUGUUAUGUCAUGCAGAUAUAUAAAAGCAAAGGUGCUGUUGCACCUGAGCCUCUGAUUAGACAUAUUUUUGAAACUUAAACCACACCUUAAAAUUAUCCAAAAACACAGAGCAGCACCACUUAUUUAAUAGCUGACAUAGAAUAAUACCUUGGGUCAAACAGUGGGGACUUGAUUAUGAUUACAAAUUGUUAUGAUUGACCAGCAUAACACCACCUGGUUCAAGUUGGGCGAAAAGGAGCAUGUAUUGCUCUGGAGCCUAAUUGAAAUAAUAUCACAUUACUUAGGAAGAGGGACAGAGAAGGAAAGAGGGAAACGGACAAGAGAAGGGGAGGAGGGGAGAGUUAACCCUACAGCCUCCACUGUGUCUGUUUAUAGCACUGCCAGAGGGGUGAACUCUGAACUUUUCAGUCUAAGUCACAGCUCUGCGUCCACAAGUAGAGAGAGAGGAAUCCUCUUUGACAUUAGUGUAGAAUUUGGGAGUUUAUAGGCAAGGUCAAAGAGCUGAAAUGCAACAGUCAAGCAAUAGCCUUGACCUGGGAUGAGACUAUUCCUGUUUUAAAGUAAUACCUUAUUGUCAGGCAGCUGUCAAACACGAAGAAAUAGGGAAGCUCAGUAGGCCUGAUACAGAAUAUUUAUGUACACACACACACACACACACACACACA